Molecule: messenger RNA, 595 nt
Organism: Harmonia axyridis
Lineage: Eukaryota; Metazoa; Arthropoda; Insecta; Coleoptera; Coccinellidae
Product: protein FAM136A-like
Exons: 3
Coding region: 116-550 (144 amino acids)
Cellular component (GO): cytoplasm
Source: RefSeq, a predicted model, not a curated record
GGUUAUCUCCUAACCUCAUUUUAAGGUCAUAAUCCAUUUGGAGUUAUUAUAUUAAUAAUUAUAAUAUAUUAUAAUAAUAUUAUAGAAUUAAUUUGUUGAACAAAAUAACUCAAACAUGGUAGAAGAACAAAGGCAACGAAUAGAACAAGAAAUGACAAAGAUGAUAAAUGAACUGGAUCUUCUUUAUAUACGAAAAAUACAGGGGGAUAUGCAUAGAUGUGCGGCUAAAUGCUGUGAUAAUAAUAAAAUCUCUCUAGAAGGAGUCCAAAAAUGUGUCGAGAACUGCUCUACGACCUUGAACUGGACUCAGAAUUAUGUUCAAACAAAUUUGAAUAUGUUUCAAAAUAAAUUACAAAGAUGUGUAAUGGAUUGUAACGAUGACAUAAAAGUUAAAAUGGGUCCCAAUCCUAAUGAUUCAGAGGUGGAUAAAUUCACUGCCCUGUUUGAAAACUGUGCCAAGAAUUGUGUUGAUAGACAAAUGGAGUAUUUACCCUCGCUGUUAAAAAAAAUGAAGAGGGAUAUAGCUGAAAAUGUUAAAGACAAGUCAUAAUAAAAUAAAUUUAGCCUAGUGUAAUAAAAACAAAUGUGCCUAUUA